Messenger RNA from Tarenaya hassleriana, 2140 nucleotides. RefSeq names its product polyadenylate-binding protein 4-like. The transcript is spliced from 9 exons. NCBI's taxonomy places the organism in Eukaryota, Viridiplantae, Streptophyta, Magnoliopsida, Brassicales, Cleomaceae. The record is from RefSeq and is a predicted model, not a curated record. Gene Ontology annotation, cellular component: ribonucleoprotein complex. Gene Ontology annotation, molecular function: RNA binding. The annotation marks the transcript as partial.
AUCUCACAAAUCCUAUAUAUUCCCAACUUUUCUUCAUCACUCCCUGCGCUGUGCCGCCGUACUGCCUCCAUCUCCGCCGUCGUCCUAUCCUUGUUUCCUCCUAUCCCAGUAAAAGAAAAAAACGAAAAACAGGAGCUUGACGGAAAAAACCCCAAAAAAAUCCAUCUUCAAUUUUGCUAGUUUCGGUAGGUUUGGUUUCCGUUUCGCAUUCGUUUUCGCGGAGAUUGCAACGAUGGCGCAGGUUCAGGUUCCUUCACAUGCAACGCCCCCUCCGGUCACGGCGGCUGACGGGAUGCUUGCGACGGCUGCGGCCGGCGGCGACGGAGUCAAUCACGGCACUCUGUGUUCGCUCUACGUCGGAGAUCUGGAGCUCAACGUGACGGACUCUCAGCUGUAUGAUUAUUUCAACCAAGUGGGUCAGGUCGUGUCAGUUCGGGUCUGUCGAGACGCCGUAACCCAGAAUUCCCUUGGAUAUGGUUACGUCAAUUACAGCAAUAGCCAUGAUGCUGACAGGGCGACGAAGGAGCUGAAUUUCUCCUAUCUCAACGGCAAGAUGAUCCGGGUUACAUACUCUUCCCGUGACUCUUCUUUUCGUAGAAGCGGCAUUGGUAACUUAUUCGUCAAGAAUUUGGACAAGUCGAUUGACAACAAAACUCUGCAUGACACAUUCUCAGAGUUUGGAAAUAUUGUAUCUUGUAAGGUUGCUACUGAUCACUUGGGUCAGUCCAGAGGAUACGGUUUUGUGCAGUUUGAAAAGGAGGAUUCAGCUAAAAAUGCCAUCGAGAAGCUGAAUGGCACAUUGCUCAAGGACAAACAGAUUUUCGUCGGACCCUUUCUUCGGAAGGAGGAAAGAGAGUCUGGUGCAAAUAAGAUAAGGUUCAACAAUGUUUUCGUAAAAAAUCUGUCAGAAUCAACAACUGAUGAUGAUUUAAAGAAUAUUUUUGGGCAAUACGGAAAUAUCACAAGUGCAGUGGUUAUGAGGGAUGGGGAUGGAAAAUCCAGAUGUUUUGGAUUCGUCAAUUUUGAGAAUCCUGACGAUGCAGCUCAGUCUGUUGAGGCCUUGAAGGGGAAGAAAUUCGGGGACAAGGAAUGGUUUGUUGGUAAAGCGCAGAAGAAAUCUGAGAGGGAACUUGAACUGAGGGGAAGAUUUGAACAGGGCGUGAGGGAAACGGCGAACAAUGUUGAAGGAUUGAAUUUGUAUGUUAAGAAUCUCGAUGACACUAUCACUGAUGAGAAGUUGCGUGAAUUGUUUUCUGGAUUUGGUAUAAUAACAUCCUGCAAGGUUAUGCGUGACCCCAAUGGUACUAGCAAAGGAUCGGGAUUUGUUGCUUUCUCAGAUGCUGGAGAAGCUUCCAGAGCUCUGUCUGAGAUGAAUGGUAAAAUGGUGGGGAGCAAACCACUAUAUGUUGCUCUUGCUCAGAGAAAGGAAGAAAGAAGGGCUAAGUUGCAGGCACAAUUUUCUCAGAUGAGACCUGCUUUGUUGCCGGCUGUUGGUGGUCCCCGUAUGCCAAUUUAUCCUGCAGGUGCUCCAGGUCUUGGACAGCAGCUGUUCUUUGGUCAAGGUCCUCCAAUGAUCCCUCACCAGCCGGGAUUUGGGUAUCAGCCGCAGCUGGUUCCUGGAAUGAGACCAAACUAUUUUGGCCCGAUGAUGCAGCCAGGUCAGCGGCCAGGUGGCAGACGCUCGGGUGGUGGACCCAUGCGCCAGUCUCAGCAACCCAUUCCUCUCAUGCAGCCUCAGAUGAUCCCGAGGGGACGCGGGUAUCGUUACCCUCCUGGCAGGAACAUGCCUGAUGGUCCCAUUCCCGGAGGGAUUCUUCCUGUUGCCUAUGAUAUGACCGGAAUGCCCUUCCCACAGCCUCUGUCAACCGGGGCAUUGGCAUCUGCCCUCGCUAAUGCAACGCCUGCCCAACAGAGAACGCUGCUGGGUGAGCAUCUGUACCCGCUGGUGGACCAGUUGGAGCGCGACAAUGCGGCGAAGGUGACAGGAAUGCUUCUGGAGAUGGACCAGACAGAAGUGUUGCACCUGCUCGAAUCUCCCGAAGCUUUGACGGCCAAAGUUGCGGAAGCCAUGGACGUCCUGAGGAAUGUAGGUCAGCAGCCUGAGGCUAGUGACAGUGGAAGUGGCCUGCUACCGUUCGAC